Molecule: messenger RNA, 4598 nt
Organism: Castor canadensis (American beaver)
Lineage: Eukaryota; Metazoa; Chordata; Mammalia; Rodentia; Castoridae
Gene: Zbed6
Product: zinc finger BED-type containing 6
Biological process (GO): regulation of transcription by RNA polymerase II
Cellular component (GO): nucleus
Molecular function (GO): DNA binding; protein dimerization activity
Source: RefSeq, a predicted model, not a curated record
CACCCGCUCCACCCCACGGCGCCCCCACGGCGCUUGCUCCUUCCCAACCACCUUCUUCCCCUCCCCCACAUCCGGUCUUCGCCCCUCCGGGAGCCCCAAGCCACCCCAGAAAGCUGACUGGUCCCCGAUCCCCGGAGAGAGAACUGACAUUGCAUUGCUUUCUUUGGGGCGGCAGUGUCUCUAGUUUAGGGGACUCUCACUGCCAGAAUCCGGCCGAGUGCCAGGGGCUAAGAUUACCUGCUCUCAUUCCUCUCCAGGACCCGAUCACUUUGGAGAGUUUUCUGAUACUCAUAAAGUCACUGACCUUAUUCAAGUGUCCUGCAACCUAUUCCCCACUCUAAUCACACCCCCAGCCCCAGCCUCGGAGUCAAGAGCUACAGGGACACUUCGUUCUCCUUGUAGGAUUGGUGAAACCGUAAUGAAGAAUACCCCCUAAACUCCCACAGUCGGUGCGGAUUCCUAUGGGGAAGGCCCAUAUUGUUGACAUCUUCCAGGCUUUGGUUCUGGACCUUGAGAAGGAGGAUGUGGAACUAGUGAUAGCGAUGCUUUUUAGGGUAAAUGUGUGUAGGUAUUGGGGAGAAGGGAGGGGUCAAUGGAAAAGGAAUGGAAGUGGGUUAAAGCUCGUAUUUCAGUCUUUGCUGUUCAUAGGUGUCAGCUUGUGAGUUACUUAUUUACAGACCGUCAAGCUGCUUCAGUCUAAACAUGUUAACUCUUGAUAAAAAGAAGAGAGGAAGAAUGCAGCUUGUUACCUUGUUUUACAUUUUUAUUUCCCAAGUUUCUCAGCCAUCUACGUUUUGAAAACUUGGAUUACUUUUCAAGUCAGAACUUAAAGGGCUCAAGUAACAUUUGGUGUUAAUGACCAGUAUGUGGAGUCUGAUUUAGCUUUCCAUAAUUGACUUUUUGGGUUGUAUUGGCAAAUUACAGUCCUAAAUGAUGAAUGUUGAAUGAUGCACUAUGUUUUUGUUGAAGUGAGAUUUCCUGAAAAUAAUUAAUUUCAGAAUUAAGGGAAAAUUGAUGUUGCUAUCAUGAGAAGUCAUAAAAAUACAUAUUUUAAGAACUGAAGGCGUUUAAAGCAGAUAGCAGAUAAAGCAGAAGGAACAUGAACCUGAGAUUUGGAAGACCUGGCUUCUCUAACUGCUGUUAAUCAACUCUAUGACUGAGGAAGUGGGCCUCAGUUCUUUUUUCUAUAACAUGAGGACACUGGACUAUUUUAAUUCAAAACUCAGAAAGUUAAAAGGGAUCUUACCCUCUAGGAAAGAGUUUGGGAAUGUCCUCCAUUGCUGUCAUUUUUCCUCCAAAAAUAACCUGGCUUGGAAGUCAUUGGUCCACGGGAAAUUUGACUCUCCCUAGAAACUGGAGAAAAGGUAAUGCAAGUAGAGAGGAACAGCUGGAUUUCUGCUUGAGUAAUAAACCCACUGACAGAUUCUCGUUCGAAUUUUGGAGACAUAAAGAGAAUGAGCAUAUGUACUUUAUCUGUACCAGUUUCCUCACUCUCUCCUGGCAGAAGAUGCAACACUUUUAGUGGUGCUGGGAUUCUGGGAUGUGUUUCCAUUAGUUCUAAUACAGAUGAAGAAGAUGUGGUAGAGGGAAAGAUGGUGGCAGAAGGAAUGAAUAAAGAGGCAAAGUUGCCUGCCAAAAAGAAAAGAAAGAAGGGUUCACGAAUUAAAGGGAAAAGGCGCCGAAAAAAACUGAUUCUUGCCAAAAAGUUCAGUAAGGACUUGGGAUCUGGGAGGCCUGUGGCAGAUGGCCCUGCUCCAUUUGCUUCCAGUGCCCCUGAGCAGGAUGAAGAAAGUCUUUUUGAGAGCAAUAUAGAAAAACAAAUUUAUUUACCUAGUACCAGAGCCAAGACCUCCAUUGUGUGGCACUUCUUUCAUGUGGAUCCCCAGUACACUUGGCGGGCUAUUUGUAACCUCUGUGAAAAAAGUGUCAGCAGGGGUAAGCCAGGCAGCCAUCUUGGUACAUCUACACUUCAGCGGCAUCUUCAGGCAAGGCAUUCACCUCACUGGACCAGGGCCAACAAGUUUGGAGUCACUAGUGGGGAGGAGGACUUUGCCUUGGAUGUUUCUUUAUCUCCCUCUUCUCCUGGAAGCAAUGGAAGCUUUGAAUAUAUUCCUACUGAUUCAUUAGAUGAUAAUAGAAUGGGCAAGAAACGUGAUAAAUCAGCAUCUGACGCCUUGAGGGCAGAAAGAGGGAGAUUUCUCAUCAAAAGUAACAUUGUCAAGCAUGCCUUAAUUCCUGGAACCAGAGCCAAGACAUCUGCAGUCUGGAAUUUUUUUUAUACUGAUCCUCAGCACAUUUCAAGAGCUGUGUGUAAUAUAUGCAAAAGAAGUGUGAGCCGGGGUAGACCAGGCUCCCACUUAGGAACUUCAACCCUUCAACGACACCUGCAGGCCACUCAUCCCAUCCAUUGGGCUGUUGCCAACAAAGACAAUGGUGCUGUUGGAAAUGGAUUAGAUGAGACUGAGAGUGAGAGCAGUGAUCCCUUGAAUGAUACUUUGCAUGGAGAGAAGUCUACAGGCAGCCAAGAUUUAACAGCUGAGGACCUCAGUGACUCUGGCUCAGAUGAACCUCCUGUUUUAGAGGUUGGAAAUAGACCAGAGAGUCCUGUUCCCGUUGUAGAGCAAGACGACGUAAUGCAUGCGCAAGAGACAGGAACAACAUACUGCGGGAAUCCAGCCUCCAGUCAGAUAAGUCAGGCACUUAUUCAGAUGAUUGUGGAAGACAUGCAUCCCUACAACCACUUCUCAACCCCAGCUUUUCAGAAGUUCUUGCAGAUUGUGGCUCCUGACUAUAGGUUGCCAUCAGAGACUUACUUUUUCACUAAGACUGUGCCUCAGUUAUAUGACUGUGUCAGAGAAAAAAUUUUCUUAACUUUGGAGAAUGUUCAAAGCCAAAAGAUCCACCUGACUGUGGACAUAUGGACCCAUGACCCGUCCACUGACUACUUUAUUGUGACUGUACACUGGGUCUCUUUGGAAACCACAUCUUCCAAUAAUGGUGGAGUCCCCAAUUUUAGAAAGUGGGCAGUGCUUUGUGUUACAGGCUUGGCCAAAGACUGUUUGAUAACUAACAUUUUACAAGAAUUAAAUGAUCAGAUUGGUCUGUGGCUUUCUCCUAAUUUCCUUAUCCCUAGCUUCAUUGUUUCUGACAAUUCUUCUAAUGUGGUACAUGCAAUCAAAGAUGGUGGUUUUACUCACGUACCAUGCUUCCUGCAUUGUCUAAAUAUAGUCAUUCAGGACUUUUUCUGUGAGCACAAAAGCAUUGAGAACAUGUUAGUGGCUGCUAGGAAAACUUGUCAUCAUUUCAGUCAUUCAGUCAAGGCCCGUCAGAUACUACAAGAGUUUCAAAAUGAUCACCAACUUCCAUGGAAGAAUUUAAAGCAAGAUGAAACUGGCCAUUGGAUUUCCACUUAUUAUAUGUUAAAAUGGCUCCUGGAGCAUUGCUACUCAGUUCAUCAUAGUCUUGGUAGAGCCAGUGGAGUUGUGCUCACUUCCCUUCAGUGGACUCUAAUGACCUACGUUUGUGAUAUUCUUAAGCCAUUUGAGGAGGCUGCUCAGAAAGUCAGUGUAAAGACCACAGGAUUGAAUCAGGUGCUUCCCCUAAUCCAUCAUCUACUCCUUUCUCUGCAGAAACUCAGAGAAGAUUUUCAAGUCAGAGGUAUUACUCAGGCUCUCACUCUGGUGGACAGUUUAUCUUUGAAACUUGAAACUGAUACCUUACUAAGUGCCAUGCUCAAAUCCAAGCCCUGUAUCUUGGCUACUUUGUUAGAUCCUUGCUUUAAGAACAGUUUGGAAGAUUUUUUUCCUCAAGGUGCUGAUUUAGAAAUUUAUAAACAGAUCCUUGCUGAAGAGGUUUGUAAUUAUAUGGACUCUUCACCAGAAACCUGCCAAAUUGCAACUUCAGAAGUAUCUGGUCCCUUAGUUACAGUGGGAGCUGAUUCAUUUACCUCAUCCUUAAAAGAAGGCACCUCCAGUUCAGGUUCCAUGGAUAGCUCAGCUGCAGAUAGUGUUGCCAUUGGAAGCAAAGGCUUUAUGUUCCCUUCUGCUAUAGCAGUAGUGGAUGAGUACUUCAAAGAGAAGUAUUCAGAGCUCACAGGAGGUGAUGACCCUUUGAUUUACUGGCAGGGGAAGGCGAGCAUCUGGCCAGCUUUGACCCAAGUUGCCGUUCAGUAUCUAAGUUGCCCCAUGUGCAGUUGGCAAUCUGAAUGUAUGUUUACCACAAAUAGUCACUUCCACCCAAAGCAGGUCAUGCACAUGGACUUCGACAAUACAGAACAGCUGAUAUUUCUGAAAAUGAACUCGAAAAACAUUAACUACGAUUAUUCUACAUUGGUUCUCAGCUGGGAUCCAGAGACUAAGGCUGCUCAAAACAAUGAAAAAGAAAUAUUACCUUAAUUUCUUAUUCCUUUCUCUAUUUAAAAUGGGCAACUUUUGCUAUAUUACUGUAUCCUUACUGCUAUAGUUACUAUGUAGAGUCAUGUUGAUUAUUCUUUAAACACCAGGAGGGCAUGGUGGCACACACCAAUAGUCCCGCUUGGGAGGCUGAGGCAGGAAGAUUACUUCACCCGUGAAUUCGAGACCAGCCUGGGCAACACAGGG